This is a messenger RNA of Suillus paluster, 1797 nucleotides long. Its product is annotated as alpha beta-hydrolase. The coding region runs from base 1 to 1797 and encodes 598 amino acids. The transcript has 5 exons. The record is from RefSeq and is a predicted model, not a curated record. Gene Ontology annotation, molecular function: triacylglycerol lipase activity. NCBI's taxonomy places the organism in Eukaryota, Fungi, Basidiomycota, Agaricomycetes, Boletales, Suillaceae.
AUGAACAACGUUUACUUCCCAAUCCGCGUAGUAGCUUUACUUCGACGCCUCGCCAAUGUCAUGGCUACCUUUUCAUUAUCUGGCCAGUACCUCAUGACGAGGGUCAGAGUCGAAGAUACCUCCCGUAUCAAACCCGAAGAACAUGCCAUUCCCACCACUUCCAAUGACUUUUGGUGGAACCCACUGUCUCCGAACAAGUGGGACUGGCUUCGCGUGGGGUUACUUGUCAAUAGCCGAUGCUUCUUCAAGGACGAUACCAAAUCAUGGCCUUUAUCUCUUUCUGCCUCCAAAGUAUCAUCUGAGUCCCAUACUACUGCUCUUGACACAUUCUCUGUCGAAUCUGAAUUACCGCGGGGUAAAUUGCCACCCAAGGCUCCAACUGAACCAUCCGAGGGUGAUUCCAAUGAUAUCAUCCAUCGCUUACUGCGAAACCCAGCACUAUAUGACCCAAUUAGAGCUCCGAGGUUUCCGAUUGUCCUCUGUCACGGGCUAUACGGAUUUGACGUGCGAGGUCCUGCAUCAUUUCCCAGUCUCCGAAUGCACUAUUGGUCCAAUGUUCUCAACAUCCUCAAAAAGAAGGUCGGAGCAGACGUUAUUGUCACAGCAGUACCCGCAACGGGUUCAAUUACGUCGAGGGCAGAAAACCUCGAUCGGAUACUCCAGGAGAAGGCCAGAGGGCGAGGUGUCAAUCUCAUGGCUCAUUCCAUGGGAGGUCUUGAUUGCCGCCAUCUCAUUACACACGUGCAGCCAAGUGAAUAUACCCCAUUAUCGCUGACAACAAUCAGCACUCCCCACAGAGGAAGCCCAUUCAUGGACUGGUGUGCGGAAAACAUCGGCCUCGGAAGACAGCCCCAGGAACAACUGUACAAGAAAACGGCCGAGUUGCAGCAGCAGUCUAUGCCAGAAAAAGAGACAACCACUGAGAAGCGCGAGACUUCAUUCUCCUUGUCUCUGGCUUCCUUACCCUCCUCUUUCACAACACUCUUGUUGUCCAUCCUGGACUCGCCUGCGUAUUCCAACUUGACAACAUCCUACCUCAACAACGUAUUCAACCCCGCCACCCCCAACGACCCGCGCGUCAAGUACUUUAGCAUCACAGGACGUACUGCCGAUAUGAGCAUUUGGCACCCACUUUGUCUCCCAAAGAUGGUUCUUGACGAGUUGGAGCGAGCGGCCAGGGAACGCCUCAAGCGUCAACACGCUGACACAGGGGAUGUAUGUGCGCCCCUGACAUGGGAACAAGAUGACCAGUGGGGAAACGACGGCCUCGUGACCGUGCAGAGCGCAAGAUGGGGCGAAUUUCUCGGGAUAAUGGAGGGCUGCGACCACUGGGAGAUCAGAGGCGCGCGGGGGCUGGAGUUCAACGUCGACUUAUCGUCUGUGCCCUUGACGAGCAUAGCGAGUCGCGUCGGUGCGGAUGGGUGGGCGUUGGGUGAUUGGUCGAAGUUUACACGGGCGUGGAGGAAGCAAGAGAAGGGGUCGUCUGGUGGGUUUGAGUUUGCUAGUGCUGGUGGAUCGUCGAUUUCACCACCGGACCCGAGAGUCUCCCGAGGAAUUAGGGAGGAGAUGCGUAAGGAUGGUGAAAGUGAUCCUGUUGUGAAAGCGUCGACGGAUAAGCUCUCCGCCGUCUUUGAUUGGUUCAUCGACCAGGUCCCAUCGGCCAACAAGUUGUCCCCUGGAGACACUUCGCAGAAGCAGAAGGUCAAGAAGGCUGUCAAGAACGAACUCGCCUCCAAAUUAGAUCUGGAGAGAUUCUACGUGGCAUUGUCCCGAAAGUUGUAUGACGAGGGGUUGUAA